Messenger RNA from Amoebophrya sp. A25, 3607 nucleotides. The record is from the annotation of a GenBank genome assembly. Lineage: Eukaryota; Dinophyceae; Syndiniales; Amoebophryaceae.
AUGAGCAUGUACGAGAAAGCCUUGGAGGUGGAAACGCACACCCAGAUCCUCUACAACCGUGCAUUCGCGCAGACCGGUCUCUGUGCCUUCCGACAGGGUCUCAUUCCAGAAGCGCAUCACUACUUGAUGUUAUGGACGAUCGUGUGGUUGUGUUACUGUUAGUAGUGCUUUGUGUGAUUUUCUGUUGCAACUAGGGCAGUACUGGAUUUCAUAAGUAUUUCGGAGUUAGUUGCACAUCACAACUUGUUAUGAAAAAUACCAUGGCCUCAGUCACAGGUAGACACUUAUAGUUCCACAAGAGGUACCAUCAUGACAUGACGUAGAAGAACCCCUCUAAUCCGGGAACUCUGCACCUACAACAAGAGUAAGGAGCUACUCGCCCAAGGUGUCGCGUUUCAGCGAUUCAACGAGCGCAACCCGGAACAGGAAAAAACCGAACGCAGACGACAAUUGCCAUACCACAUGCACAUUCCCUUAGAUCACUUGGACGCGGCACACUUGAUCGCGGCUUUGCUACUAGAGGUUCCCAAUAUCCUGAUCCAGCAGAACAAUCCCGGACACCGUCGUCUGAUCUCCCGUGCUCUGCGGAAAUACUUGGAUGCGUUGGAUAAGAACGUAACACUUUUUAAUUAUUACAAGGUUAUUCCUUAGAAAUUUACUGCAUAGAAAUACUGACUUUGAAAAGUCCUAGGUAAAUCUCAUUAUUGCAACGCUAUUACAACGUUAGUCAGGGAAAUCUUAGGCAGCUCGCCGAAUAGAUUCAAAUCAUCAGUACCACGGUCGUCUUUGGGCUUCCUCGGUCGUUCAUCAACAUUAUUACAACGUUAGCUACCCCUUACAAUCUUCACAUGAUUCUUGGUUAAUGUAAGUACAACCUAGUUGUACGAGGAAGUAAACUAAAAAAUCUAUAUCAUCAUUCAGAAGUGCUAUCAACUAACCAGGAAGACCUUGGUUGGUCAGUGCUUGUUCAACAAUUGGAGAAUCUUGCUACGCAAAAUCUCUUUUAGUAAAAUGACGACACCAACUACCAGAUUCAACUUCAAUAUCAUACACAAUGCUUCAAUAUCAUACACAAUACCAGAUCUUCCAAACCCCUGCUGAGACGACCCGGGAGCACAUUCUGCAUGCCGCGCAGGCGAUUAUGCGAGGAGACUGGAAGGCUGCUCUUCACGUGCAUCUGAAACAGGUGAAAUUUUUGAGCGACAUAAUCGCUGUCGAAACCCUGGAACGACUGCUGAAGGAACAUUAUGGAUGAAUGAAGGGAUAAUUUAUUCGGAUAUUAUAGACUUUUUUUUUCUGAGUUUCGGUUGCUUGUUUGCCCAUCCAUCGUGCAACUUUUUUUAAGAGCACGCUGUCCGAGGAGGUGGCCGGGUCUUAAGUUAUACAUAGUGAAGAUGUUCAUUGCGACAAUAGCAAUACCGAUGCUCCGCAGUCACUAGAAUACCGACGCACACGACUCAUCUAAUCAAAAGCCGUUCGAUGCUACUGCCUGAAGCACACAUCCGCGUAUGAUAGUUUGGAUCUAGAGCAGUUGACGGAGAUGUUCCAACUGCCAGAAAAGCAGAUCCAUUCCAUUUGCUCGAGGAUGAUUCUGGAUGGCGAGGUAAUGUUCAUGUGGUCGUCUACAUGUUCAUGUGACUGGGUACACUAGUACUACUACUACUACUACUGGUCGUCUAGUUCUAGUCUUUUCGCCUAAUGGAAGAUGCCUCUUAAAGUAACCCUCCUUGUUUCACUUCUCAGGUACCACUCUUCUGGGACAAGAGUUCGCGUAUUUUGAUUGUCCGACAUGAGGACAGCAAUUCGAAGUUCCAACGUCUUACGAUGAGUGUAGCAGACCGCUGUGGUAAUGCGAUUGAGCAGCAUGAGCGCACUAUCGACUACAAGACAGGCCACUACAUGAAGAACCAGGGUCAAGGACAUGGCGGUCGGCAAGACCGUAACCAGGACGGUCAAGGCCAAGGCUUCCGGGACAUCUACUCUGAGGAUGUGAGACACUUCAACCGCACACGCUAUGCCAACGGCGCAAGGACGCGUGGCACAGUCAUCGUUGCGGGUAAAGGCAUGAAAGGAAAAGGAAAAGGAAAGGGCGGAAAAGGAGGUGGAAAGUUAUGGUCGACCUUACCCUAUAAUUCUUGGUAGACGGAGGUACCAUAUAGAUGGUGCCCUAUAAUUCUUGGUAGACGGAGGUACCAUAUAGAUGGUGCCCUAUAAUUCUUGGUAGGCGGAGGUACCAUAUAGAUGGUACCCUAUAAUUCUUGGUAGACGCUUGGUAGACGGAGGGACCAUAUAGAUGGUACCCUAUAAUUCUUGGUAGACGGAGGUACCAUAGAUACCGAUCUGUGUUUUUGUUAUUUGGUGGUGGAAAGAACCUGUUGUUGUGAUGUACUUAUAAUAUAGAUACUGUAAAUAACAUUUCUGAUCCCCUUCGGGGCAGAAGAUACCACAUAGAUACCUCUAAUUUUUGUACUUCUCGAAUACUACUACUACUACUACUACUAAAUAGAUUUUCUCGUCGUAAUGUUCUUGUGUCUUGUAUUUUUGAAAUUAGAGUGCCAUUUCUAAGAGGAGGCGGCAAGGGUGGAAUGGAAGGUCGGGAUGGGAAUCGUGUCCGGAUCGGAGGUUGGAACCGGGGUGCUAGGGAUAAUGCUGUCGGCUACGCCUUCAAGCCUGAAGAGCGAGGCUUUGGUCAGGGCGGAGGCGGUGGCGGCUUUGGUGGUGGCGGCUUCGGCGGUGGUUACAUUAAGGGUUGGUUAAAGGUGCUUUUCUUACCGCUUUUUAUGCCUCUCCUAAGGGAGAAAGGCAUAACAAGCGGGGAAAGGGAGCACCAAAAACCUACCUCUAAUUACAGCAGGCCGUUUGGCAGUGCAGGACUGUCAGGUGGCGGCGAAAGAGGAGGAGGCAAAGGCGUUUGGGCAUAAUCAACAACUGCAAAUGUAAAAUACUGUCAGCAAUUUCAAUUUGGUUUAAGAAGGUGUUACUUGUUGAGGAACGAAUUAUCACGAGUUCAUUUCUAAAUGUCGAUAUGUAACAUGCUCAGUUUGACUUUAUGGUGUCAUAGAUCUCAUACUUACUCGAUAUUAUGCCACCGCUGUACGAUAAACACCUAGAUGCCCCAAAUAAAACAAGAUCCACCCUCAAACGCGGUCUUCGUAGGAUUGACUGAACAUUACAAACAUUUGGGGUAACGACAUAGUUGUUUACAAAUGACCCACAGUAUUUUCAUUUAACCACGAUUACUGCUCGUUUUUCCUCUUCGAAAAGGAAAAAUUCAUGUGUCUACAUUUUGUCAAUAUUCUUGUCGAUAGUAACUAGCAACAAACAUGAAAAUGCUUCUCUAAACGAUGAUUGAAUAAUUCCUUAGAUCGAUAUCGACAUCAGAUAUGAACACGAUGCAAUUUUACUCUUACCUACAUUUAACCAGAUGAAACACUUACAACUAAAUUUGAGAUUUCAUGUCCAGUUGAAUCCUUUUGAACCGAUUUCAAUUUCGAAGAAUCUCAGACUUUGCUCAGCUGUUGUACCUCGUCGAUAAUGUUGCGAACGUUUGUUGUACCCGAGCCCCCACUUCUGCGCCGUAUUGUUGAAUGGAAGCCUACUAGAAGAU